This is a messenger RNA of Paramecium sonneborni, 1483 nucleotides long. The record is from the annotation of a GenBank genome assembly. NCBI's taxonomy places the organism in Eukaryota, Ciliophora, Oligohymenophorea, Peniculida, Parameciidae.
AUGAAUAAAUGGUUUCUUGUUUUUCAUAAUAUAGAAUUAGAAGAACAGUUUUAACAAGGAUUAAAACAUGAAAUAAGAAAAUAAGUUUUUGUUGGAACUUUGAUAGGAUUAGUUAUUAUUGUUGGUUAUGAUCUCUUUGUUUAAAUCUUAUCAUAAGAUUACUAUCAUUUAAUUUUCAAUAUCAUCUUUUUAGGAAUGGCUAUUAUAUUAACUUUUGUCAUUUGGAAUAAGCAAUACUUAAUCAAAUAUGCACUCAUCAUAAUCAAUUUAUUGAUAGCUUCAGUUCAAUUUCAAUUAAACCCAGCAGUAGAAUAGUAGUACAAUUAUAUCUUUGGAUAAUCAAUUAUGGCUUCUCAUGUAAUUAUUAUCACAACAGCUGAUUUUAAGCAAUCGAUUUUUUAAAUAAUUGGACUUGCAUUGAUUCGAACUAUUAUUAUGUAUCUUAAAACAUCAACAGUUGAUCUCUAAAUGUAUUGUUAUAUCAUAAUAAUUAUGGUGUUUUAGAUAUAUGUUUAAUAUAUAACAGAUUUAGCACAAAGAAAAUAAUUUUUAUUAAAUAUAAAAGAAAAUUACUGGGGUAUUAAUUCACUUUAUUACUUUAGAAAAAUUUAUUCCAAAUUUAAUUAGAAAACCAUUUUACAUCUUUAAUUUCAAAGAUAACAUUUUUAAAUUAACUCUCAAAAAUGAUAAUCUAGAUUUUUAAAAACUCGCUAAUGAUUUAUGUGAUGGAUGCAAUCUUAGAGAAAUCCUUAGACAUUGUAAAUUAAAUACUAUUUCACUUGAAAAUUUAAUCAUAUCAAAUUAAUCCAUAAAUACUAUUGGCACUCUUGAUACUUUAAAGAACAAUAUUCAAAAUUAUUCCUUUAAAAUUUUAACUCUUGGAACAUUUUAAUUAACAUUUUCAAAAUUUUAAACUGAUAAAACUGAAUAUAUAAUAAUUUUGGAUAAUUUUGAAAGUGUAUCAUAAAAUAGCUCAAAAUAACGCAGCUUUUUAAAAAAUUUCAUCAUUAACUAAACAAAAUUAUUCAUUCAGUUUCCUAAGAAUCCAAAAAUUAUAUAUGCAAAGCUUAUAGUAUAAAAUCUUAAUGUAUUAUGUUUGCUAAAGUAACAUGAUAAAACAAUUGCAGAGUUUGAUUUGGUUAUGAUGAUAAAUAAACUGAGUAAAAUUAUAGGAAAAACUAUAAUUGAAAUGCAAGUACAAAGAACAGCAAUUAAUAUAAUUGGUUUAAAAACUUCUUUGUUAAUAUAUAUUUUACAAAUCUUUAUCAUAAUAAAAAAGCUAAAUCCAACUUAAAAAGUUAGUGUAAAAAUUACAGACUAGGAUAUUUAUAUAUUUUUACCUUUUGCUAAUUUAUUAACAAUUAUUUAAUAGAUUAGAAGAAAUUAUUUAUGUAAUUCUCUUCAUAAUUAAUUGAAAUUAUAUACUUCUGAAAAUUCCUUAUAGAUUCAUUUGAAUGAAGAAUUUUAUUAGAAAUAACCAUGA